CUCAUAUUUGGUGUCAAAUGCUGAUACUAUGUGGGAAUGCAUAAAGUCCGUCCCUCCAGACGGCCGUCUUUCUCUCUGAUGGAAAGACAUCAGUGAACAUGCUGCUGCUCCGUCUGUAUGCCUUUACCUGUGCCGCUGUCAUCACAGCUGGUACCAUGGAGACAGUGGUGGGCAUGGCCGGGAGGAGAGUGGCAUUGCCGUGCCGUGUGGAGGCGGCAAAGCAGAACGGCGUGCAUGUGUGUUGGGGGAGAGGUGAGCCGUCGCUGUUCUCCUGCCACAACAUGCUGGUCAACAUGGCGGGCCAGCAGGUGGCAUACAAGAGCUCAUACAGGUACUCCGUAUCAUCGGUGUCUUUGAGCGCCGUCCCCUAUCUCUCCAUCUUUAACGUGCGGCCUUCAGACUCCGGUUACUAUCACUGCAGGGUCCAGCUGCCGGGACUCUUCAAUGACAAAACAUUCACCAUCCUCCUCAUCGUCAUUAAACCGUCCGGCAACCUGAACGCACCGCAGACAACAAAAAGAAGCGAUGUCACGGAGGGCGUGACCCAGCAGACAGGAUGUGACAUCACAAGAGAAGAUACAACCGGACCCCUUGUUGCACGAGUUCGGUCGCCUGUCCAACAGAACAACGUCAACAAUCUGAAAAUGUUCCUCGGACACACACUCCGCGUCGCCUUCAUCAUCUUCAUACCUGCGGUCAUACUGACUGCUGCUUACAGUCAGCACACACACACUUACAGUCCUGUAUACUUGUGUUCCACCGCUUUUCAGGGUUUGUUUUACAUCCACAGGAAUCUGGAGGUCCAAUCAGAAACUUCGGACUGACAGCAGCAUGGACCAAUCAGAAAAAGAAGAAGAGGAGGUGUAUCUGUAGAGUCCUUAUGUCAAGGUCUCAUUUCCUCUUUACUUUUUUUGUUUUAAUGUCAAAGAGGAAACCAAUCAGCCCACAGAGCAGGUCAAAAUAAAGGAAUCCACAUUUUCCAGUCUUAUGUUGAGUUGUCUUCUUUUCAGUUAUUUUAUGCCAUUUUAAAAUAUGCAUUUGCAUUUUUAAGCACUUAGUGUGCCUCGCACACUGCCACUUCCAUAUUACUGUACAGUAUUAUCAGUAUGCAGCAAUGCCA
Dunckerocampus dactyliophorus (ringed pipefish) is the source of this 1120-nucleotide messenger RNA. Its product is annotated as hepatitis A virus cellular receptor 1 homolog. The record is from RefSeq and is a predicted model, not a curated record. The transcript is spliced from 7 exons. Bases 99 to 824 code for a protein of 241 amino acids. NCBI's taxonomy places the organism in Eukaryota, Metazoa, Chordata, Actinopteri, Syngnathiformes, Syngnathidae.